Molecule: messenger RNA, 792 nt
Organism: Aspergillus bombycis
Lineage: Eukaryota; Fungi; Ascomycota; Eurotiomycetes; Eurotiales; Aspergillaceae
Exons: 1
Coding region: 1-792 (263 amino acids)
Biological process (GO): GPI anchor biosynthetic process
Cellular component (GO): endoplasmic reticulum membrane; mannosyltransferase complex
Molecular function (GO): mannosyltransferase activity
Source: RefSeq, a predicted model, not a curated record
AUGCUACUUCAAUACCUUUUCUUAAUCUGCACCCUCGCGUUCCUCGCUGUCGCCAAUACCGAGAAAACGAUCUUCAUCGCUCCGCAACCCCUCACCAUCCCCACGGUCGAUCCUACCCUCGAUGACCUAGGUCUAGAUCGUCUCUCCCCCUCUAGUCCUGUUCUCCGAACCCGAAUAAACGCUACAUUUCCGACCAACGAGUCCCCGGGUACAGACUCAUGGUAUUUCCUCGAGAACCUGAACCCCGGCAAACGGUAUGAGGUGCGGGUGUGUUGGCUGGCAACUGUACGUCCCCUUAUACUCCCCAUCGAUGUCCUGCAAGACGAUCAAAGAAGUUUAGCUGACAAGCGGUCAAAGCAACCGACCGCCUUUACCUUAGCAACGCACACCCUUCCACAGGCCAUUGAUGAUCCAACCCUCUUCUCCUCGAUCAGCCUCUAUUCCCAAGCUCAUCUCGCCUCCCCCCAGUCUAAUGCUGUUCCUCGCAAAUCGUCCUCGUUUCAUGAUCAAGCACCUACAUCUGAUUCAGUGCUCUUCCUUCGUGUCACUGCGGCGGCGGACUACUUUUCUCUUAAUAAGACACUAAUGGAGAAUGUCCCCCCGGUUGCAGCGGAUAUCAUCCUCGAUCCCUUUUUAUGGAACAUCUUCCCGCAGUCGCUGGUACCGACGGCAUGUUAUAUAUGUGUUGUUGGAUGCUUAGCGGUGGUGAUCGGAUGGUGGGUAUUGGGAGAGCUGGGAAGGGCUGUUGAUUACAUGAACUCACAGCACCCGGAUGAUAAGAAAGAUAACUAA